This is a messenger RNA of Chlamydomonas reinhardtii, 2190 nucleotides long. RefSeq lists its product as uncharacterized. The record is from RefSeq and is a predicted model, not a curated record. The transcript has 7 exons. NCBI's taxonomy places the organism in Eukaryota, Viridiplantae, Chlorophyta, Chlorophyceae, Chlamydomonadales, Chlamydomonadaceae. Gene Ontology annotation, molecular function: tRNA (guanine(46)-N7)-methyltransferase activity. Bases 197 to 2101 code for a protein of 634 amino acids. Gene Ontology annotation, cellular component: tRNA methyltransferase complex. Gene Ontology annotation, biological process: tRNA methylation; RNA (guanine-N7)-methylation.
GCUUUACAUCUCCAAUCAUACUGUACAUGUUUUUAAUGCUCCGCGGAGUUCCUGCACGCAACGAAAGCUGCAUUCAACGCUGUCCUUGACUUGCAUACGGUUCUGUAGAACCCACGAAACUAUAGGCUGUCUUUCAUCUAGGUUAGCUGGUUUGCAUGGCUAAGCCAGUGUCGGUGAGCAAGCAAACUGAAGCAGCAUGCCCUCGCCGGCGGCCCCUAGGGCAGGGCUCGCACACUUCAAUCAUCGUACAUGGUGCUAUGGCUGGGGAUUAAAGUGUUCGGGCCGCCGGCUGCACGGUCCGGCGCCCUGCCGCGGCGUGAGCCACACCAUCAUCGAGGAGCUGGUGGAUUCCCCUCGCUCGCCGUUCCACUCGCUGGGCCUCGCUGAACACCAGAAGGCGGGCGGGUACGAGCGGGCGGCUCGGCGGCAGGUGGCGCAGCUUCGGCGCCUCAAAGCCGACCCGGGGUCACUGGCGCUGGAGUGCGCGGUGGACUGGCCGAGCUUGUUUGACGACCCCACUCGGCCGCUGGUUGUGGACCUGGGCUGUGGCGCCGGCCGCUGCAUGCUCAUGGGGGCGGCCGCGUCGCAGGCGGCGGCGGCGGCACAUACAGCAGCACAGGCGGCGUCACAGACUGCGGCACAGGCGGCGUCACAGGCGGCACAGGUGACGGCACAGGCGCAGCCAGCAUGUGCAGGACAUGAAGCGGGUGGAGGGCAAGGAGCUGCAGCGAGGGCUUCGGUCGACUCCGAGAGCUCCGGCGGCCGCGGCGGCGGCGGGGCAGCGGCCCGCGUCUGUCUCGAGCCGGCGCCAGCUGCUCUUGCGGCCAAAGGCGACGAUGUCAGUGGCCUUGGCGGCGGCAGCGGCAGCGUCAGUAGCAGUGGUGGCGGCGGCGGCUGUAACUUUCUUGGGGUCGAUGUGCGGCUGGCGCUCACCAGCCGUGCCAACGCCUGGUCGGCCCUGUUGGGCUGCAGCGGCCGCGCCGCCUUCCUCUGCGCCAACGCCAACGCCUGCCUGCCGCUACUGCUGGGAUCCUACGGCCGCAGCAGCAGUGGCAGUAGUAGUAGUAGCAAUGGCAGUAGCAAUGGCAGUGGCAGUGGCAGUAGCAGCAGUGGCAGUAGCAGCAGUGGCAGUGGCAGCAACGGAAGUGGCUCGGCUCUGGCAGGGUCGGGGCACCAGGAGCGGGCACAGGGCCGGCGGCAGGGGCUGGCUGCAGGGGGGCGGGUGGCGCUAGUGUGCCUGCAGUUCAGUGACCCGGUGGCAGACCGGGGGCCGCAGGCGGGGCCAAACUGGCGGCGCGAGGCGCUGGUUGGCGGCUCCGAACUGGUUGAACAGCUGGCGGCGGCGCUGGAGCCUGGGGCUCUGGUGUGGAUCCAGUCUGACGUGCUGUCAACCGCCGCCACCUUCCGUCGCCUGUUCUGGCGCCACGGCGGCUUCGCGCCCAGCGCCCGCCACGCCGCCGCCCGCUCGGUCACCCGUACCCGCGAGUGGCUCCGCCCCGACGCCACCGGUGACGCCUCCGGUUCCCCAUCCGGUCCAGCGACUGGGACAGGCGCAGCAAUUUUUCUGGAUGAAGGCCGCUCGGCAGAUGACGCUGCGGGUGCUGGUGCUGGGUUUUCAGGCAUGGCGCUCGGGCGGCUACCAGCAGCACCGCUGCUGCCCUCACGGCCGCAGUCACAGCCGCCCUGGCCGCUACAGCUGCAUUCUGAGCUGCAGCCGCAUUCUGGGCUGCAGCCUUCACAGCGGCUGCCGCUGCUGCUGACCGGGACAGACCUGGCGACACACGCGGAGCCGUGGCUGACGGGGCAGCAGGUUGCGGAGGUGUCGGCGUGCCACCGGCUGGCACGCAUCCGAGCCCCCAGCGGCAGUAGUAGCAGCACCACCACAGCGGCACCCAACGGCAGUAGCAGCAGCAGCACCACAGCCGCGGAGGCGGAGGCAGGGCCCGAGGCAGCGCUACACGGAGACGGGGAAGCGGGCGAGGACGGCUGGUGCGACUUGCCGUGGCUGGAUUCGAACCCGUUGGGUGUGCCGACCGAGAGAGAGCUGUAUGUGGAGCGGGGGUGCCGGGACAUCUACCGGCUGUUGUUGGUGCGGCGAUGAGGCUGUCCGUGCGCACGUGAGGCGAGAUUGAUUGUCUGAGGGCUUACUGGUUGGCCGGCACAGUGUGGUGAGGAAGAUGCGAUGGAUCA